AUGGGGUUUGGAUUUGAUGUAUUUGUGCAAAAUGCAUUGGUUUAUAUGUAUUUCCAGUGCGGGGUUAUUGAGUUUGCACAGAAGGUAUUUGAAUAUAUGCCUGACUCAGUUCGAGAUGUUGUCACUUGGAAUAGUAUGAUUUCUGGGUAUUUACAAUGUGGGUUUUGUCAUCAAGCAGUGAAAAUGUUUGGAAAAUUGUUGCUCAGAAGUGGUGUGAGGUUGAAUGAUGUAAGUAUCGUGAGUGCUCUUACAGCGUGUGCAAGAACUGGGUUGCUUGAUUUGGGGAAGAAGAUUCAUGGGUUGAUUGUUGUUUAUGGGCUUGUGAUUGAUGUCUUUCUGGGUUCUUCUUUAGUUGACAUGUACACAAAAUGUGGGCGGUUAGAGGAUGCUAGAAAGGUUUUUGAUAGAUUGUUAGAUAAAAAUGCAGUCUGUUGGACUUCUAUGAUUGCAGGUUAUUUGCAAUCGGACAUGUUUAAGGAAGCAAUAGAGCUAUUUAGGGAGAUGCAGAUGGCUGGGGUUAAGGCCGAACCUGCCACAAUUGCUUGUGUUGCUUCUGCAUGUGGGCAUUUGGGUGCACUAGUUUUGGGAAGGUGGGUGCAUAAUUAUUGUGAAAAGAGUGGUAUUGAAAUGAACCUUGUAGUGAAGAAUUCUUUGAUUGAUAUGUACUCUAAAUGUGGAUUAGUUGAUAAGGCUCUUGAAGUUUUUUAUUUGUUAAGUAAUAAGGAUGUUUAUUCGUGGAGUAUGAUGAUUUCUGGGCUAGCUAUGAAUGCAAGAUCCGAUGAGGCUUUGCAAUUAUUUUCACUAAUGGAAGGAUCAAGUGGAGUAAGGCCAAAUGGCGUAACAUUUCUUGGGAUCUUAUCUGCCUGUAGUCAUGGUGGGUGUGUUGGUGACGGGUUUUACUACUUUGAGAAGAUGACCGGGCAAUACAAAUUGUCCCCCGGGGUUGAGCACUAUGGCUGCCUGGUUGAUCUUUUGGGCCGUGCAAAUCUUGUUGUUGAGGCUAUGGAGUUCAUCCGUUAUAUGCCCACUCAGCCAGAUGCUAUCAUUUGGCGAUCCUUGCUUUUCGCGGGUAGUAGACACGGAAAUGUAGAGUUGGCGGAAGUUGCUGCCAAAAAGAUUAGUGAAUUGGAGCCAGAGAAAUGUGGGGCACAUGUGCUGCUGUCUAAUGCUUAUGCCUCUGCAUCUAGGUGGAAGGAUGUGAGAAUGGUAAGGAGGAAUAUGGGUGCUGAGGGAAUCCAGAAGCAACCUGGAUGUUCUUUUAUUGAAAUAGAUGGUUCUGUUCAUGAAUUUCUUGUUGCUGAUAGCGUACACUGUCAGAUUGAUGUCAUAUGCAAUACACUUCAAGCAAUGAAUGUAGUUCUUAAAUCAAGAGUAUUUGAGCUUGAUUUUCUGGAUUACUAG
Messenger RNA from Nicotiana tabacum (common tobacco), 1401 nucleotides. RefSeq names its product pentatricopeptide repeat-containing protein At1g08070, chloroplastic-like. Gene Ontology annotation, biological process: RNA modification. Gene Ontology annotation, molecular function: protein binding; RNA binding. The record is from RefSeq and is a predicted model, not a curated record. NCBI's taxonomy places the organism in Eukaryota, Viridiplantae, Streptophyta, Magnoliopsida, Solanales, Solanaceae.